GCGUCUAAGUUUAUUUCCUCCGGUUCUUCCAAUAGGCUACACCGGCCAGUACUGCGAGGUGAAUCCAGAUGACUGUGCAGGACACCAGUGCCUCAACGGUGGCACCUGCCAGGAUGGCAUUGGGUCAUAUGCUUGCCACUGCCUCCAAGGCUGGACAGGGCUUCUUUGCCACCUGCAUGAUGCUUGCCUCAGCAAUCCAUGCCAUCCCGAUGCCCACUGUGACACGGACCUCCUAACUGGCCAUGCCAUCUGCACAUGCCAGCUGGGUUAUGCUGGAGCUCUAUGCUAUGAAGACAUUGACGAGUGCCGGAUGGGGAGCAACCCAUGUGAACACGGAGGAAGCUGCUACAACACGCCUGGCUCAUUCACCUGCUCCUGCCUCAGGGGCUACACAGGCUCCCGAUGCGAAUCUAACAUCAAUGAGUGCCUCAGCCAGCCUUGUCAGAAUGGGGCUUCCUGCUUGGACCUGUUGGACUAUUUCCAGUGCCUCUGCCCAUCUGGCUUCAGCGGGCCAUUCUGUGAAGUUGAGGAGUGCAUCCAAGACCAUUGUCUGAAUGGGGGGACCUGUGUCCUCCAGAGCCAUGGAACUGCCUGCCUGUGUCCUCCUGGUUUCGAGGGACUUCAGUGCGAGACAGAUACUGAUUUCUGCCGCGGUGCCCCUUGCGAGCACGGAACCUGUGUGAAUGCCCCCGGCUCCUUCACAUGUGUUUGCGCUGUGGGAUUCACAGGACCUCUCUGCAAGGAAUUCAGUGACCCUUGCUGGAAGUUUCAGUGCCUUAACGGAGGCAGUUGCCAUGGGACAGAAUCCGGACCACUUUGUACGUGUUCGCCAGGUUGGACUGGCCAGAACUGUGACGCAGAGGUAGACGCCUGCACUUCCAGCCCGUGCCACCAGAGGGCCACCUGCCUGAGCCGCCAGGGAGCCUUCCGCUGUCUCUGCCCCGGCGGCUACGUAGGGCCGACGUGCGAGGCAGAUGUAGACGAGUGCUCGUCCAGCCCCUGUUGGAAUUCUGGCACUUGCCUGAACAGCCCUGGAGGUUUCCACUGCCUCUGCUCCAGGGGUUACACCGGACCCAAAUGUCGGGUUACCCUGGACCUUUGCUCAGCCCACCCCUGCAAGAAUGGCGGCCGAUGCGUAGUGAAGGAGUCUGCGCCCCACUGCCUCUGCCCUCCAGGAUGGGGUGGCCCUCAGUGCCAGCAGAGGGCAAAUCAGAACAGAGACAACUGCACGGAUCAGGCUGGAAAAGGCGGCUGCCAGGAAAAAGGUCCUAAUCGUAAGAUCAGUUCGACAGUGGAACCGAGUGCCGAGGGAAACGGUGGGCUCCCCUUUGCUGAACGUGUUCAUGCAGAAACUGACCAGCCAUCUUGCCCACCAACAGAAAAGUGCCUAAACGGAGGAACCUGUACCAAGACAGCAGAUGGUUUUCAAUGCUUGUGUCCACCAGGAACAAAAGGUCCCCGUUGCAACUCGGACGCCUGCUCGCUUCUCGGCACCCCCUGCUACUAUGGCGGGACCUGUGUGGCUCAGCCUGAAGGGUUUUCGUGCAUCUGCCCCGCUGGGUAUGUGGGGGAGAGGUGUCAGGGAGUGGUGGACGCCUGCUUCUCCCAGCCUUGCCGCCCACCCGGCUCCCAGAGCUGCCAGUCUCACGAACAUGGCUUCCAGUGUCUAUGCAACCCUGGAUAUUCCGGGCUUCUGUGUGAAUCUGUGAUUGACAGUUGCCAGUCAAAUCCUUGCCUUAAUGGGGGAAGCUGUAGUGUGAUGCUCAGGAACCCUCUUGAAUUCACCUGCCACUGUCUACAGGGUUUUGAUGGAUCCACUUGUGAUCUGCCUGCACCACCUUGUGGAUCCUCAUACUGCCACAACGGAGGAACUUGCAUUGCUCGUCCAUCUGGACCUCGAUGUCUCUGCAAGGAAGGCUUCUCUGGACCAGACUGCCAGCAGCCUCCGUGUUCCCCAGCUUCCUGCCCUGCUGCCAAUGCCACUGUACUCUCCAGGUGCCCACCCUUGGCAGGAGAUGCCCACUGUGACCGGGUCUGCAGCUCUCCGGAGACCAGCUGGGAUGGGGGGGACUGUGCGCUGGGGUUGCUCGAUCCUUGGAAGAACUGCCCGAAGCGAGAGCUGUGCCAGGGGGCAUUCCGGGAUGGGCACUGCCAGCCCCCUUGUGACAAUGAGGACUGCCUAUAUGAUGGGUUUGACUGCAUCCCACAGAAGGAGUGCAACCCUUCCUACGCGCGAUAUUGUUGGGACCGCUUCUCGGAUGGACACUGCGACAGAGGCUGCCACUCGGCAUCCUGUGGUUGGGAUGGUGGGGACUGCGCAUCUUCUGUUCCACCGGCAGAGUCCGUGUUGGCCCUGGUGGUCCUGCUGUCCCAGGAGAGCCUGCCGGAGCUCCUGCGUUCCCUGGUCGCCGCUACACGGGCAGCACUACGAGUUCAACGGGACCGUCAGGACCAGGAGCGGAUUUACCCUUACACAGGGAAAGAAGAGUUGGGGAGCCAGAGCAACUGGACAGGGGUUCAGAGAAAAGCUUUGCCAGAGACUAUUGGAUACACCAUCUUUCUGGUUGUGGACGGGAGUUCAUGCUCAGGGCAGUGCCCCACUUCUGCCAGAUCUGUCCUGAACCUUCUGGCCUCCUUGAUGGCCAAGGGGAUUUUGUCGUCCUUGGUCCCACGCCAAGUGGUAGCAGCCUGGCUUGAAGCGGUAGAAAAUGAUCCGCAGGCCUCCGUCUCCCAUUUUUCUGGGCCUCUCAUUUAUUGUGUGGGUGCUGGGGCACUGGUGGUAGCCCUGGUUAUUUUUAUCGGCGUGUGGAGAGUCCGUCGGCCUCAGCAUCGGGAGCAUGGAUCUCUCUGGCUCCCGCCGGGGUUUGCACCACGCCAAGGGAAGAAGCGUCGCUGUCGGAGGGAACCGGUGGGCGAAGACGCAAUUGGACUGAAGCCAACAAAACUCAGUGCUGACUUUGCAGAGGAUCCUGAUACCUUCUCCAGCCCCCAUUUUGAUGGGCCUUUGAACCCCAAAGAUAUAAAGGAGGAUCUUGAUUCCAUCCGCAUCUCAGAUCAAGGCCAUGUGAGGCCAAAGAAACAGAUAUUGUGCAACGCAUCGGUCCCAAUCUUGGAGAAGGAUACCAGGCCAAAAGGAGCCAGAAAUCAAGAGCCAGUUUGUGGCCUGACCCCACCGAUGCCCUUGGCUUGUUCUUCUGGGUUGGAGAUGGAGAGCUCCUGGACAGACAGGCAGACGGAGAACUCUGGGGAGACACCUCUUCACCUAGCUGCUCGAUACUCCCGUGCAGAUGCUGCCCGCAGACUCCUGACAGCUGGAGCUGAUGUUAAUGCCCGGGACCAGUGGGGACGGACCCCCUUGCAUAGUGCAAUAGCAGCUGAUGCUCUGGGGGUAUUCCAGAUCCUUCUCCGGCACAGACAGACAGACCUGGAUGCUUUGGCGGACGAUGGCACCACCCCACUCAUUCUUGCCACGCGGCUUGGGGUCGAAAAUAUGGUGGAAGAGCUGGUGGCCAAUCACGCAAACAUCCAAGCCGUAGAUAAGAGAGGGAAGAGCGCUCUCCACUGGGCUGCAGCAGUCAACAACAUUCCAGCCACCCUCGUUCUGCUCAGAAAUGGAGCUGACAAGGACAUUCUGGACAACCAGGCACAGACCCCGCUGUUCCUGGCUGCCCGGGAGGGAAGCUACCAAGUGGUGUGUCUUCUUCUGCAACAUGGCGCCAAGCGGAACCUCCGAGAUCAUAUGGGUCGUCUCCCCAAAGAUGUGGCACUGGAGCGCUUGCACCACGACAUCCUCUCCCUCUUGGACAGACCCUGCCCCUCUCAUGGGACUGGUCAGCUUUCACCACACAGGCCCCGCCCACAGCCUUCAUUCAAAUUGCACAGAUGGCCACGCCCACCCAACCAUUCCCAGCUAACUCCUGUUCCAGAGAACGAGGGAUCUUUCAAGGAGGCUAUCCCGUCAGAAGAGGCCAUGGGGCAGGCAGUGGAGUGACUCCUCGCCCUCUAUGUGAGGACACUGUGGGUCAGCGAUGACUGCCUUGGCCAAAGAAGUAGCUUUCCCCAGUGAAGUGUGCAGGGUGGAAUACCCAGGGGCAAUGUGGAGAGAUGAAGAUGUUCCAGCAGUGACAUCAAGUACUCCAGAUGUUUCUGCUGUGACAUGUGGGGAUGUGAUACAACUUGACUUGGAUCCUAAGGUCAUCUUAUAACAUCUGAAGCAUAUAGAGGGCAGUUCAUCACACUUUGCUAGACAAUCUUCCCCAGAACAUCUUCCAGAUGUGUUGGACUUCAACUGUCAGAAUAUGGCUGGUGAUCCUGGCAGCAAGGUCCCAGCCCAUCUGGCAAGCAGCAGAAUGGGAAAGGUCAGUAUAUAGCCACUGAGUUGGAAGUCUCUUCAAACUCAGAGGGACUUAAGAUACAGGCUAAGUCUUCAGAGUUGGCCUCUUUUCCAGAGGUGCAGUGAAGGAUUGCAUAACCUUCCAAUUUAGGCUGCUGAGAAUUCUGGAAGUUGAAGUCGAACAUAUAUGGAGGUUCUCCAGCUAGAAAAAGCAGAUGUAGGAUGGAAAUGGAUAAUCACAAGCUAGAACGUUCAAUCAAACCUUCCAUCCCAUUUUUCUGAUUUGUAAUUCCAUCGUGUAUUGAUGCAACUCAGCUCACCUUCCACUGAGAAUGUGUCAGGUAGAGUUGUCUAAAGAUUGGAAUAUUGUUACCAAUUAUACUCAUUGUGCAAAAGCCUAGAGUCACAAAGUAAAGCUAAAACUCCCUCAAACUGAAUUUGGUUCCUGGUGAUUACAUUUUCCUCAGGUGGAAGCAGUUUGUGGAAAGGUGAAAGAAGGUAUGUGACUGGGAGAAGUGAAGAAAUAUUCCCUUCUGUUGCCAGAAUGUAUUUAAGUCCUUAUACAGUAUACCUUUAUACCUGUCUCCAGAAUAAGGAUACUUGGUGAAAAUAUCAGGAGUGUCCAUGGGGUGGGUCAAAAAAGUCAAGAUGGCAGUUGCGAUCAAAGUCCAAUCCCUUCUUCAUAUGCCACCAUCUUGACUUUUUAGACACACGAACAUGUCCCAUGUUCAACUCCCAGUGAAAACCCCUGGGAGGUCUCAGUGCUAUCGGUCCACAAACAUGGAAAACACAGAAUCUUUCCUCCCUGGGGGGAAUUUUCUGACGAGAGCCAGAAGGUGGAAAAAGCAUCACGAGAACAGCCCCCAAGUUGGUUGUUCUAGACAUAAGACAAUGCCUGUCCCAUCCCUAUUCUAGUCCUCAGAUGAGACCUGGUUUUAUCCUGUAAUAAAAGCUACAUCUGGAAACACCUUACAACUCAUUCCCUGAAAAGAAGAACCCUCUGCAUUUGGGACCUUCUCAAGAACGUGCUCUCCUAGCGUUCCCUCUAAGCCAGGGAAGUAGAUGUGCAGAUCAUGAUGUCUUUUGAGCAGCUGGACAACCCUUGGCUGGAGGCGGAGGGGGUAGUUAUUAAAAGUGCAUACCAUAAUUUACAAGUCAUACUGCACCUCUAUCCUCAGUCACCAUGCAUGGCCAAUGGACCAUCUGCGCUGCAGGCUUCCAGAGUCCUUAGGGUCAACUAAUUCAAUUAGCCCUGGUCUCUUAAAACUUCUUGCAGCUUUAAAUUUCUUAAUAUCAUCGUGAUUGUACUAUAUGUUUUGACAUCUUGGUGGGCUCAAAGUUAAAAUGUUUAAGUCACACACUACUGAUCUGUAGCAGCUUACACUCCUCCCCUCCUCCUCCACAGCUUUCCCCUUUGCUUCAAUUCCUCUUUCACCCUGCUUGGUUCCUCCUUCAGCCUGGAAGAUCUGUGGGCUUCAGCUUAGCUCCUGGGUGAGAAAUAUUUCUCUCCCCUCACCUUUCUCCUUGUGUUGGUUACUCCUUUGCAAAAACACACUUAGUUAGUGCAUAACAAAAGCAACUGAGAUGUCAUAUGUCAGUGUGGAGGGAUUGGGGGGAUUGUGGGAGGGAACAUUUACAUCCACCGGUGGGAUCAGAAGGCUCAGCUUGUUGAUAGCAGCAUAUACACUCGUAGACUUGGGGUAUGUUAAAAAACAAAAAACCUUACAGAUUUAUUGUGGCAGGGGUCAAUGCCACAAUAAACCCCACUAGCUGUUGAAAACGCUGCAGGCCUUUGUUGAAAGAGAAGUGAGAGGCAGUGACUCUCUCCUCAUUUACAAAAGGCGGGUCAAACUAAGAAGAAUAUAAAAAGUAAAGGGGAAAAAAAGUAAA
Messenger RNA from Python bivittatus (Burmese python), 6223 nucleotides. Lineage: Eukaryota; Metazoa; Chordata; Lepidosauria; Squamata; Pythonidae. The record is from RefSeq and is a predicted model, not a curated record.